AUGGCUGCAGCCAACUUUUCAGUGUAUGUCUUCACUGGAUCAGAGAUUCAUUGGAGACAAGCCAAGACCUUUACAGGAGACGCAGCAGCUCUUCGAACAAUACUAUCUGGAUUAACUGGGUUUCUAAUUGGAGAGUCAUUGUUGGUGGCUGCUGCUCUAUUCACGGCACGUCCCAUCCACUUAUUUAGUGGUGGCGUUUUACAUGUCUUGGCUUGGCCCUUUCAAUGGGGAACUUCCCAACUCCAUCCACAUGUUGAACCCUGGUUACAUGGCUUGAAACAAUCACAGAAAUUACCGGAUCCUCGACUUUAUGAACAGAAUCAUCUACAUGAUGAUUAUCUAGAUGAGUCUGGCGAUGAGGACGAGGAAGGGGAUUACCUACUUACUCCCCCUGGUCAUUCUAACUUGAACUCCAUCUCGGAGAAUAGACGCACGACGGACCGUUGGAUUCCGCGUGUUUUCGUCCUUGCGUUUGUCUCCUUGGCAGUAACUCUGCGCUGUCUCAGACCCUCGGAUACAGUCUAUCUAUAUCUAUCUGGAACAUUACCUUUGGCUUCCUUCGAAGGAGGCCACCGGGAUUCCCCUGUGGAUCUCAGGAGUCUACCUUCCCUCCAGUAUAACUAUCUUGAUUCCAAUACGUCAUUGCAUUCGCCAACAUCAUGGAAUUGGAUGCCCAAACACCCUGGUGCGGGAUUCGAAGAUUGGAAGGUCAUGCACAAGGAUAAAGACCCUCUGCAUUAUAGUCCACUGAAGAACCCAUUGCAUAUCUCCAAUUUGCAACAUCCAGUUCUGGAGUCUAUCCGCGGCGUUCUGGACGACGGAAGUGUGAAGAUCAAACAGAUGGUUCUAUUGAAGCUUGAAAGCGCGCGUGCGGAUACCUUCCCCUUGCGAAAGGACUCUUUCUUGUAUGACCGCAUUGCAGAAACGUAUGGCAAUGACAAGAUUUCUCAGGUUAUCGAGCGGCUCAUCUCAAACUAA
Molecule: messenger RNA, 978 nt
Organism: Penicillium malachiteum
Lineage: Eukaryota; Fungi; Ascomycota; Eurotiomycetes; Eurotiales; Aspergillaceae
Product: Alkaline phosphatase-like alpha/beta/alpha
Exons: 1
Coding region: 1-978 (325 amino acids)
Source: RefSeq, a predicted model, not a curated record